Piliocolobus tephrosceles (Ugandan red Colobus) is the source of this 3347-nucleotide messenger RNA. RefSeq names its product sedoheptulokinase (gene SHPK). Gene Ontology annotation, cellular component: cytosol. The coding region runs from base 804 to 1964 and encodes 386 amino acids. Lineage: Eukaryota; Metazoa; Chordata; Mammalia; Primates; Cercopithecidae. The transcript is spliced from 7 exons. Gene Ontology annotation, molecular function: sedoheptulokinase activity. Gene Ontology annotation, biological process: glycerol metabolic process; cellular response to lipopolysaccharide; phosphorylation. The record is from RefSeq and is a predicted model, not a curated record.
CCUAUAAUCUCAGCUACGGGGAAGGUUGAGGCAGGAGGAUCACUUGAUCCUAGAAAUUUGAGACCAGCCUGGGCAACAUAGUGAGACUCCACGUGGCCAUGGGUUUAAGGAAAAGGAUUAAAUGAGAUAGUGUAUAUUUUUUGUCAUACUAGAUUGUAGUCUGGUGCGUGUUUUCUAUUUACAUUUCCAUUCAGACUAGCCACAUGUGGCUAAUGAUUUUGGUAUUGGACAGUGAGGGUAUAACCAAAUGUCUCUUCCCAGAACCCUUCCUCCUGCCCACCACCCCCACGUCUCCACCCUGCUCUUCUUUCUUCCUUCUGGGGAUCCUGCGUAGCCAUCUGGCUUCUCUGUGCCUCUUGUCUUCCACUUCCUCUUGGUUGUGGUCUCUCUUGUCUGUAGAAUCCUUGCUGGGCUGUGGGGCUACUGCCUAGGAAAGGGCUGUGCUUCCUCUGAACUCCUUGCCCCAUCCUACCCCUCCUCUCCUCCCUUCUUUCUCUUCCUUUGUUCCUGCUUGUUAGGAGCCAAGAGCUGCCCCUGACCAAGGCCGCAGGCUGACAGGGGCAGGUGAAAGGUUUCCGAGGAGGGGAAGACAGCUCUCCCUGGAGGGAAGCAACACGUCUGAGAACUCAGCCUUCGAAUGCCUUUCUAAGAUCUUAGCUUUGCUAGUUCCUCAAAGAGCUGACAUUUAUUGGGGGGGGCGGGAGCAGGAUGUGAGCAGAAUCCUCCAGGCCCUGCACGAGUGCCUUGCCGCCCUUCCCCGGCAGCAGCUCCGGAGCGUCGUGGGCAUCGGGGUGUCGGGCCAGAUGCAUGGAGUCGUGUUUUGGAAAACAGGCCAAGGCUGUGAAUGGAUAGAGGGAGGGAUUACCCCUGUGUUUGAGCCCCGAGCUGUUAGCCACCUGGUCACGUGGCAGGAUGGCCGAUGCAGCAGCGAAUUCCUGGCCUCUCUACCCCAGCCGAAGUCUCAUCUCAGUGUGGCCACGGGCUUUGGCUGUGCAACUAUCUUCUGGCUUUUGAAAUAUUGCCCAGAGUUCCUGAAGUCCUACGACACAGCGGGUACCAUCCAUGACUAUGUGGUUGCCAUGCUGUGUGGCUUGCCAAGACCCCGGAUGUCCGACCAGAAUGCUGCUAGCUGGGGCUAUUUCAACACGCAGAGCCAAAGCUGGAACGUGGAGAUACUGAGGAGCUCAGGUUUUCCCGUCCACCUGCUCCCAGACAUCGCCGAGCCUGGCAGUGUGGCAGGCAGAACUUCCACAAUGUGGUUUGAAAUCCCAGAGGGGACGGAGGUGGGAGUGGCCUUGGGUGAUUUACAGGCCUCUGUCUAUUCCUGCAUGGCCCAGAGGACAGAUGCAGUUCUCAACAUCAGCACCUCGGUUCAGCUGGCAGCCUCCAUGCCUUCGGGAUUCCAGCCUGGAGAGACUCCAGACCCUACGGCCCCAGUCGCCUACUUCCCAUACUUUGGCAGGACCUACCUGGGGGUGGCCGCGUCACUCAACGGGGGCAAUGUGCUGGCCACGUUCGUCCACAUGCUGGUUCAGUGGAUGGCAGAUCUAGGCCUGGAGGUUGAAGAAUCCACUGUGUAUUCACGCAUGAUCCAGGCAGCUGUGCAGCAGAGAGAUACCCACCUGACCAUCAUCCCAACAGUGCUGGGGGAGAGGCACCUGCCGGACCAGCUGGCCUCCGUGACCAGAAUCUCCUCCUCUGACCUCUCCCUGGGGCACGUGACCCGGGCUGUGUGCCGAGGCAUUGUUCAGAACCUGCACUCCAUGCUUCCGAUUCAGCAGCUCCAGGAGUGGGGCGUAGAGCGCGUGAUGGGCAGUGGGAGUGCGCUGUCCAGGAACGAGGUGCUGAAGCAGGAGGUGCAGAGGGCUUUCCCUUUGCCCGUGUCCUUUGGGCAGGAUGUGGACGCAGCUGUCGGGGCAGCUCUGGUCAUGCUCCGGAGACACCUCAACCAGAAGGAAUCUUAAGACAGCAAACUCUUUCGCCAAAGGACUGCUGCGAAUUUUACCUGGUUAACAUUCCUGACACCAUCUGUGGGUCAUCCUUUCCCUGGACAGUUCAGUGGACAGCUUUUAAGCCAUGCUUGUUGUGAGGUUCCAUCUCGGCCAAGAACUUCCCUUCAGAGCAUACUCUAAUAAGGCAGCCAGGAGCCAUCAGCCAGAUCCCAAAUGAGUGCCUUCUGAGAGAGACCCAGCUGGGAGCUCUUUACAAAUGUCAGUGUGGGCGAGAGAGCGUGAGAGCACAGUAGCCCAGGCUCCUGGUCAGCAGACCCAUCUGUGGUUCACUUGUAGACAGAGAGCAGAGCAGUGUGUACUUCAGACACCAGAAAGUCUAGUGACUGUGGCCCCAAGUAAGAAAAGAAGACCUGCCCCAUGCCCAGCUUUUGAUUAUUGUUUUUGGAGACCUGAAGCUCAGACUCGGGUUAUAUGGACUUCUGGAAAAGUUCUCUCCUGGACUGAACCAUGUGACCGGAGUCCCCUUUCCUAGUCUCAUCCUCCCCUGGCCGCAGGUGCUUAGCUGGGCCAGGGAGUAACCCAAGCACGAUGCAGCAGACUGGCUCAGAGGACGAUGCAGGGCUGCGUGCUGGCCUUCUUGCUGCAUGUACUGAGCCCCAGGAGAGCUUGCUGCACCCGGGCUGCCCAGGUCUUCACGGCACAACUGCCUGGAAGGCAGGUUGCAGAGAGGGAGAGGCAGAUGGCCCGAGCAGCAAGGGGGACCGAUGCUGUGCGGCUCACAGCACUCCAGAACCCGACAAGGCACCCGCAGGACCCCUUGCCAGGAGCAUGUCUGUGCAGCAGUGUUUUUGCCCCUGCACAUUCCAGAAGCCUUCAUGGGAGGGGAUGCAGCCAGGCCGAUUCCUGCCAGAUGGGGCAGGUAGUUCAUUCAAAGGGAACUCUGUAUCCCAUAGGCCUAGGCCCUCCUUUCGCUUGGUGCGGGCUUUGCUGGCCCACUGUCUGUUCCUGGCUCAGCAGAAACAUCUGUUUGAGUCAGCAUCCCUGCAGGGACCCCAGAGCAUCGUAAGCCUUCCUGUGAUUGGUAGGGAUGGCUGUGGGGUGGUUUCCAGGAGGGGGCCACCAUCGCUGCAUCUACUCCCAGACCCCCAAAGGAGCCCAGGCUCAGGCGGGCCUGAUCCAGAGGCACCCAGGCAACCACGAGUUUAGGAGGCAGUCAUAGUCUCUCUCUCUCUCUCAGUAUCCACGACAGGUAUGAAACAUAUUGUCUCUUUAUAAAUGUCAUUUUACAAAUUAUGCGAUUAUCUGGAAGCUCUGAGAUGAGAGCAAAUGGCUGAUCAUGCUGGCCAAAUGUCAGAUACUAAAGCCCAUAUUAAAUGGAAAAUUCCUGAAACAGUU